This is a messenger RNA of Aspergillus tanneri, 360 nucleotides long. RefSeq lists its product as uncharacterized. The record is from RefSeq and is a predicted model, not a curated record. The transcript has 2 exons. The coding region runs from base 1 to 360 and encodes 119 amino acids. NCBI's taxonomy places the organism in Eukaryota, Fungi, Ascomycota, Eurotiomycetes, Eurotiales, Aspergillaceae.
AUGCGGCAAUUAUCAACCUUCCCCGCUGUCCGCGAGCCGCAAUUCCGGGCCGCUGGGGCCAGACCAAACUUCCGCAGAGCCGUUAAUGCAGAAGCAGUCAUGGGCCAGGCAACUGGCACCUUAAAUACGACCCAAUGCACGCAUUGUGCGCGGGCUAUGGGCCCUUUACCCUGUGCGUUUCGUCCGCGGGCCGCUUUGGUGGUAGUUGUGCAAAUUGCCACUACAACAGUAGUGGAAAUCGCUGUUCCCUGCGCCGUUUCCCAGCCGGAGGAAGAAGGAGUGGAAGAAGAAGAGGAGGAAGAGGAAGAGGAAGAGGAAGAGGAGGCAGAGGAGGGGGACCGGGGGGAGUGGGCCGUUUAG